Molecule: messenger RNA, 1272 nt
Organism: Stylonychia lemnae
Lineage: Eukaryota; Ciliophora; Spirotrichea; Sporadotrichida; Oxytrichidae
Source: the annotation of a GenBank genome assembly
AUGGAUCAAUUCUUCAACUAAAACAUCGAAACUUAUUUUAAGUAGUUUCAUCAGGCUUCAGAUAGCCAUGGUGCUGCAGAACUCAUCUCAGAUAGUGAUGAGAAUAUCUACGAUAGAAUUGAGGAAAGAGUUUCUGAAAUGAUCAGAAAGCCAGAAUUUAUAGACAAGACUAUCAUUAAUCUCCCUGAUAUUGCAGGUAUCAUUAAGCCACUUGAAUGUGCUGUUUUUAGUAAGAAAGAAUGCCCUUUAUGCAAAAAAAGUAUGGGGACAAGAAGAGAAUUGAGACGCAAUUAGAACAUUGAGUCUGUCAUUCAUAUACUUAGACCAAUCAUUAAUCUUUAUGAAGACUAAUAAUUUGCAAGUUCUAGUUAGCUUAAAGAGAAUUUCUUGUAAGAAAUGAGGGAUCUAGCAGAAAUCAAGGAAAAAUAACAAAUGCAAAUGAGCAAAGCCAAUAAGGAGGAUGAAAAAAUUGAGUCAGAAGAUUUGGAGAGUUAGGACAGUAAUUUCCUAAGGAAUCUGACAGAGAGGUAAGUAGGCAGAAAAAGAGGAUCAAAGCAGAGACAAGAGGAAGAGGAGGAAUCUGACAAUGAGAAUGGAGAGCUCGAUAUUUUUGAGAUUGAAUAAAGAUAAAUAAGAAGGAAGGUUAGUAGACUCAGAUAAGGUGGAAAGGGUUAGAACAAUCUCUCUGUUGAAGAUAGUCUGUAAGAAAAGUUAAUGCAUAUAGCACAGUAGAAUUCAGACCUCAAUAAUAAACUGGAUGAGCUAAAGAACCAUCUCGCUUCUCCAGAGGAAAUAAAGUAUUAUACUAAUUAUGAGAGACUCAAAGUUUAACUCAGAAAUGAUUAGAACUUUAUACGAAGAAACCUUAAGAUUUUGGAAAGAUUACCAGUCUUAGAUUUAAAGAUUAAAAUCUUAUUUGAUGAGGACUUGAAAACUUUAGCAUUUCCUAGUGUGAAAGAAUUUAUUUUCAGAGCUUCAUCUGAUACUACACUUGAGAUAGCAGCAAAAGUACUUUCUAAUAAGAAUCAGCACCCAAAUCUUUGGAGAUAUUACUCUUUCUCAGUAAUCAGAAAGAGAAAAGUCGGAGAGGAUUAGUAUGAAUAAUAUGAGUUUGAAAUUAAGAAUAUGAAGAAAAGUUUUGGGGAUUUUAAAGAUGACAUCGACUAGAAUGAUCUUGUCUUAUUUUACAAAAUUGAAUGUGAAUUUGAAUCACCUUUCGUAUGUAUUCAAAAUUUGAGGAAUGGAAACUCAAUGAUCAGAGAGAAAGAAUGA